Messenger RNA from Hipposideros armiger (great roundleaf bat), 558 nucleotides. Its product is annotated as pituitary adenylate cyclase-activating polypeptide type I receptor-like. Gene Ontology annotation, cellular component: plasma membrane. The transcript is spliced from 2 exons. The coding region runs from base 34 to 276 and encodes 80 amino acids. NCBI's taxonomy places the organism in Eukaryota, Metazoa, Chordata, Mammalia, Chiroptera, Hipposideridae. The record is from RefSeq and is a predicted model, not a curated record. Gene Ontology annotation, biological process: adenylate cyclase-modulating G protein-coupled receptor signaling pathway. Gene Ontology annotation, molecular function: peptide hormone binding; G protein-coupled peptide receptor activity.
UACAGCACAUCCCUCGUCACCCUCACCACAGCCAUGGUCAUCCUGUGUCGCUUCCGGAAGCUUCACUGCACCCGAAACUUCAUCCACAUGAACCUCUUUGUGUCGUUCAUGCUGAGGGCCAUCUCCGUCUUCAUCAAAGACUGGAUCCUCUAUGCCGAACAGGACAGCAACCACUGCUUCGUCUCUACCGUGAGUGAGCUGAGCUUGGCCCCCUGGCCUGCCAGGACUCCACCUCCCUGGGACACCCUGCCACCCAGGUGUUUUCCUGCAAGUUAAGGCAUUGUGCCCGGGGAACAGGGAAAUCCAGGAGUAACCAUGAGGUUACUGGUAGCGCCGCUGAUUUCCCUGUAUGAUGUUACUUCCUGUCCCUAGUCCUGUGUUAUGCACUUGGCAGAGCUGUUGAGGAAGGUCAGGUGGGAAGGCCAGGUCCCACUUGGCUGAGGAGCGCAGGCUCAGAGAGAGGGCUUGCCUGGACCCUGGAUGUUUAACUUGCCCACGACGGAGCCGAGGGGCUGAUGGGCUCGUGUUCUUCCCAGUCUACCUCCCUGGUUCUCAGAC